Danio aesculapii is the source of this 3101-nucleotide messenger RNA. It is a transcript of the gene prkag2b, whose product is annotated as protein kinase, AMP-activated, gamma 2 non-catalytic subunit b. The transcript is spliced from 17 exons. The record is from RefSeq and is a predicted model, not a curated record. Bases 209 to 1837 code for a protein of 542 amino acids. NCBI's taxonomy places the organism in Eukaryota, Metazoa, Chordata, Actinopteri, Cypriniformes, Danionidae.
AUAUGACAGAAGUAGAGUAUGAAUGCGGAUGUCCUCCACGCAGUGACACUGAGAAGGAACUGGAGUCUCGGAAUGAGCUCGAUUUGACUCAAAUGAGCUUUUGUAAAAUUCGCAUUACCUACGGCGAUUUCAUCGGUAGCCUGGCGUUGAGAAAGUUAGAGAUUGUAUAGCGUUCUUCACUCCAAAGAAGAAUUCUGACUGCAGAAAAAUGGGAAGUACAGAGAUGGACUCAAAGGAGAAGGAUUGUACAAAGAAAUCCUCUAAGAAAAAGCGAUCCCUGCGCCUUAAAAUGCCAGAUAUGAGCACAUUUACAUCCUCUCUUAUGGAUAGAGAGACUGACAGAUUAGAUAAAGACGAAAUGCGAAAGGGUGACACAAGUGACUCAGCUAGUCUAUGUUCAAGGUCUGCAGCCAUCUGCCAACCCCAUACUCCCAUACAUCCUAUCACCAGUCCAGGCUCUCCAAAAAACAUCUUUCCCCGUUCAUUAUCUUCACACCAGGAGUCACCUCCCAAAUCUCCCCACCGUCUCAGUUUCAGUGGGAUCUUCCGCUCCUCGUCCAGUUCAGCCCCUGCCAGCAUCAAGCUCUUUUCCAGAUCAAGAAAAGGUUCUGGGCUUUCAAGUCCUCCCACCACCCCAACACAGAGUCCAGUUCCACCGAUCUUUGCUAUGGAGACAUGCAGUCAUGUUGAGCAAGUGGAGGAACAAUGCUCCCGCUCACUCUCAUCUACCCCUGACACAGGUCAGCGCUUCAGCCUGAGCACCUCCACCACCAAACCCCCUAUCGCCUUGUACACCCUUAACUCUACCUCAUGCCAGAGCUGCAUAGUUGCUGAAGGCAUGCUGGAAAAACUUGAACUUGACAAUGAAGCUGCUGAAGAGCCAGACAGUGACAUUUACAUGCGCUUCAUGAAGUCCCACAAGUGCUAUGACCUCAUCCCUACCAGUUCCAAACUAGUGGUCUUUGACACUACAUUACAGGUAAAGAAAGCUUUUUUUGCCUUGGUUGCCAAUGGAGUUCGAGCUGCCCCAUUAUGGGAAACUAAAAAGCAAAGCUUUGUGGGAAUGUUAACAAUCACAGAUUUCAUCAUAAUUCUGCACAGAUACUACAAAUCACCACUGGUGCAAAUAUAUGCGCUGGAGGAGCAUAAAAUUGAGACUUGGAGAGAACUUUACUUGCAAGAAACAUUUAAACCCUUAGUCAGCAUAUCUCCAAAUGCAAGUAUAUUCAAUGCUGUUUACUCACUGAUAAAAAAUAAGAUUCAUCGUUUGCCAGUGAUCGACCCAGUCACAGGAAACGCCUUGUAUAUCCUCACACACAAGAGAAUCCUGAAGUUUCUUCAGCUCUUUGUGUGUGAGAUGCCUAAACCAGCCUUCAUAAAGCAGACCCUGGUGGAGCUGGGUAUUGGCACAUACAGCAACAUUGCCUACAUUCACCCAGAUACACCCAUUAUUAAAGCACUGGACAUGUUUGUGGAGAGGAGAGUAUCUGCCCUGCCAGUUGUGGAUGUUACUGGAAAGGUUGUGGACAUUUACUCCAAAUUUGAUGUCAUUAACCUGGCUGCUGAGAAGACAUACAAUAACCUGGACAUCACAGUCACUCAGGCUCUGCUGCAUCGCUCACAAUACUUUGAAGGGGUUAUGAAGUGUUACCGGCAUGAAACAUUAGAGACUAUUGUGGACAGGAUCGUCAAAGCUGAGGUGCACAGACUGGUUGUGGUAGAUGAUAAUUCCAGCAUCGAGGGCAUCAUCUCCCUUUCUGACAUCCUGCAGGCGCUGGUACUUACCCCCGCAGUGUCUCUUUCGGACCCACUGAGGCAAGCGAGACACACAAGAUGACAGCAUGACUGAGUUACGAGACAACAUUUUGUAGAUGAAUGAAAAAUCAUCAUCAUAGAUCCUCAUUCCUAACCAGAUUCAGAGAAGUGGACAUAUGGACGUUUUAUAUCCUCAUUUAAGGACUGAAGUUGUGGUGGGUUGAACGAAAGCAUUGGAAUCUGCAGCUGAAGGAACUGAUGUGAUCAUAAAGCACACAAUAUUGGACAUGUUUAUGGUCGGCCAGUGGUGUGAAUGUGUCACUGUGCUGUGCAUACUGUGCUGUGCUGAUGGUUUAGAGGCCCUCGCGUAAUCAGGCACAGUGAGAAACCAGGCACUGUAAUCCACUUUUAGUUAAGAACUUGUAAAUUGUCUUAACUGAAGACCUCAGUGAGAAUUGUUUAUAAAGCUUAACAGAGACUCAUAUGGAUGUGUAGGUUGUGGAAAAGCAGGGUUUUGAUUCUUGAGCAACAGGUAACAAUUGUUGUUUCCAUGGCAUAAAUGCUUUUAAUUAAAUACAGUUUUUCCCUCAAUAUGUAUAUAUUUUUAAAAUACUCCCAGAUAUAAUAUAAUAUAAUAUAAUAUAAUAUAAUAUAAUAUAAUAUAAUAUAAUAUAAAAUAAUAUAAUAUAAUAUAAUAAAUAGAAUAUUAAUAUAAUAUAAUAUAUAUACACACACAUAUACUUGUGUGUAUAUAUGGUUGACGAGGACUCUCUGUAGACGUAAUGUAUUUUAUACUGUAAAAACGGUGGCUUAUCUGGCCUUAACAUAUUCCUUUCCAAAUGUCAAAAGACUGUUAAGUAUGAUUUUAAGCAUUUGUAAUUAUGAGGACACAUGUCCUUGUAAACCACUUUAAUGGAGUAAAACUAGGUCAUACAUGUCAUUAUACAAUUUUGUCUUAAAUAAACCACAUAAACUUGUAUACAUUGCACACACAAACAGAGAGAGAGAGAGAGCGCCUUUUUAUCAUUGUCAGAAUGGUGUGGAAUACAUGUGCACCAGCUGUCUUGUGCACUAGAAAAGCAUGAAUGUAAAAGCUUGCAUUUGCAAAGAUAGCCAUGCAUUUUUGCACUCUUGUCAUGUGCUGAUACUGUCAUAUCCUGAUAAUGAAAUGAGAUACUGUCAAAACAAUGUGACAUGUAAUAGGUUAAAAACUGAAAAAUCAUGUUUGUUUUUAUUAUUGCUGUCAAUGAAAGUUAGGGCUGUUUGGUCAAAAGAGAAAUAUAUGUGCAUUUUCACACAGAAAUAACAAAUGUUUUAUGUGGUUGAGCUAAAAUAUAUUUAUAUUG